CUUGCUGUGAUGCGUCGUCUAGUUUGACAGUAUAAAACCAUGACUAGGCGUGCACCCUUCAUCGUCGUUGAAGGUCUUGAUAGAUCCGGAAAGAGCACUCAAGCGUCAAUCUUGUGUGACCAUCUUACAAGCCUUGGUCUCCCCGUCGAAUUAUUCAAAUUUCCCGAUCGCAGGACAGCGAUCGGGAAAAUGAUUGAUUCGUAUCUGCGGUCAGAGUCUGAUCUUGACGAUCGCGCUAUCCAUUUGCUCUUUUCUGCAAACCGUUGGGAACUAGCGUCUACAAUAUCCUCACAUCUUGAAAAGGGCACAACCAUUAUUGCGGACCGCUAUGCUUUCUCCGGUAUUGCCUUCUCAGCACGUAAAGGUCUGUCAUACAAGUGGUGCCAAGCACCCGAUGUCGGUUUGCCCGCGCCAGAUCUGACAAUGUUUCUUGAUAUCGAGCCCGACAUUGCACAGGCUCGUGGGGGUUACGGCACAGAGAGGUAUGAACAGGAGGAGGUCCAGAGAGACGUGAGGCAAGUAUUCGAGAGGAUCGAGAAAGAAAUGACGCAUGCGGGAGCUCGUUGGGUGAAGAUCGAUGCUGGUAGAACUCAAAAGGAGGUCUCACAGGAUGUCUGGGUUCAUGUGCAAUCUAUCUUGGACAGUGUUCACCAUCCUGUUGGGACAUUAUGGGAAGAGCCUCAGGAAGGCACACUUGGGUCCAUUGUCAAAGUAUGAGAUAUGGAUAUGUCGUAAACCGUGAAUCAUGGCCAGUAUUAGCAGUAAUAGUAGUAUGCGUAGCCUCUUUUGUUCGCAGAUU
This is a messenger RNA of Serpula lacrymans var. lacrymans S7.9, 799 nucleotides long. RefSeq lists its product as uncharacterized. Gene Ontology annotation, cellular component: cytoplasm; nucleus; cytosol. Lineage: Eukaryota; Fungi; Basidiomycota; Agaricomycetes; Boletales; Serpulaceae. The record is from RefSeq and is a predicted model, not a curated record. The coding region runs from base 40 to 717 and encodes 225 amino acids. The transcript has 3 exons. Gene Ontology annotation, molecular function: ATP binding; dTMP kinase activity. Gene Ontology annotation, biological process: dTTP biosynthetic process; dUDP biosynthetic process; dTDP biosynthetic process.